UAGAGACGGGGUUUCACCGUGGUCUCCAUCUUCUGACCUCGUGAUCCGCCCGCCUCGGCCUCCCAAAGUGCUGGGAUUACAAGCGUAAGCCACCGCGCCCGGCUAUAUAGUGUGUUUCGAGGAGGCCAUGUAGCAUAAUGAAAAGACAGAUUAUAAAUAAUCUUAAUAGCAGUAUUCACGUUUGCAUUCUCGUAUCCCUGGCAUGGAGUCCUACACACAAUAGGCGCCCUAAGAAAGCGUGUUUGACUUGAUCGCUGGAGCAUCUGCCGGCGCCGCCCAGGACCCGCCCAGGACCCGCCCCUCCCCCUGCGGCCCCGCCCCCCGCAUGCUGAUUGCCAUAUAGGCGAGUGACGUCAGGCCGUUUGUUGUCAUUGGCGGCUCCCAAGAUGGCGUCCAUCAUGGAAGGGCCGCUGAGCAAAUGGACUAACGUGAUGAAGGGCUGGCAGUACCGUUGGUUCGUGCUGGACUACAAUGCAGGACUGCUCUCCUACUACACGUCCAAGGACAAAAUGAUGAGAGGCUCUCGCAGAGGAUGUGUUAGACUCAGAGGAGCUGUGAUUGGUAUAGACGAUGAGGACGACAGCACCUUCACAAUAACUGUUGAUCAGAAAACCUUCCAUUUCCAGGCUCGUGAUGCUGAUGAGCGAGAGAAGUGGAUCCAUGCCUUAGAAGAAACAAUUCUUCGACAUACUCUCCAGCUUCAAGGUUUGGAUUCAGGAUUUGUUCCUAGUGUCCAAGAUUUUGAUAAGAAACUUACAGAAGCUGAUGCUUACCUACAAAUCUUGAUUGAACAAUUAAAGCUUUUUGAUGACAAGCUUCAAAACUGCAAAGAAGAUGAACAGAGAAAGAAAAUUGAAACUCUCAAAGAGACAACAAAUAGCAUGGUAGAAUCAAUUAAACACUGCAUUGUGUUGCUGCAGAUUGCCAAAGACCAGAGUAAUGCGGAGAAGCACGCAGAUGGAAUGAUAAGUACUAUUAAUCCUGUAGAUGCAAUAUAUCAACCUAGUCCUUUGGAACCUGUGAUCAGCACAAUGCCUUCCCAGACUGUGUUACCUCCAGAACCUGUUCAGUUGUGUAAGUCAGAGCAGCGUCCAUCUUCCCUACCAGUUGGACCUGUGUUGGCUACCUUGGGACAUCAUCAGACUCCUACACCAAAUAGUACAGGCAGUGGCCAUUCACCACCGAGUAGCAGCCUCACUUCUCCAAGCCAUGUGAACUUGUCUCCAAAUACAGUCCCAGAGUUCUCUUACUCCAGCAGUGAAGAUGAAUUUUAUGAUGCUGAUGAAUUCCAUCAAAGUGGCUCAUCCCCAAAGCGCUUAAUAGAUUCUUCUGGAUCUGCCUCAGUCCUGACACACAGCAGCUCGGGAAAUAGUCUAAAACGCCCAGAUACCACAGAAUCACUUAAUUCUUCCAUGUCCAAUGGAACAAGUGAUGCUGACCUUUUCGAUUCACAUGAUGACAGAGAUGAUGAUGCGGAGGCAGGGUCUGUGGAGGAGCACAAGAGCGUUAUCAUGCACCUCUUGUCACAGGUUAGACUUGGAAUGGAUCUUACUAAGGUAGUUCUUCCAACGUUUAUUCUUGAAAGAAGAUCUCUUUUAGAAAUGUAUGCAGACUUUUUUGCACAUCCGGACCUGUUUGUGAGCAUUAGUGACCAGAAGGAUCCCAAGGAUCGAAUGGUUCAGGUUGUGAAAUGGUACCUCUCAGCCUUUCAUGCGGGAAGGAAAGGAUCAGUUGCCAAAAAGCCAUACAAUCCCAUUUUGGGCGAGAUUUUUCAGUGUCAUUGGACAUUACCAAAUGAUACUGAAGAGAACACAGAACUAGUUUCAGAAGGACCAGUUCCCUGGGUUUCCAAAAACAGUGUAACAUUUGUGGCUGAGCAGGUUUCCCAUCAUCCACCCAUUUCAGCCUUUUAUGCUGAGUGUUUUAACAAGAAAAUACAAUUCAAUGCUCAUAUCUGGACCAAAUCAAAAUUCCUUGGGAUGUCAAUUGGGGUGCACAACAUAGGGCAGGGCUGUGUCUCAUGUCUAGACUAUGAUGAACAUUACAUUCUCACAUUCCCCAAUGGCUAUGGAAGGUCUAUCCUCACAGUGCCCUGGGUGGAAUUAGGAGGAGAAUGCAAUAUUAAUUGUUCCAAAACAGGCUAUAGUGCAAAUAUCAUCUUCCACACUAAACCUUUCUAUGGGGGCAAGAAGCACAGAAUUACUGCUGAGAUUUUUUCUCCAAAUGACAAGAAGUCUUUUUGCUCAAUUGAAGGGGAAUGGAAUGGUGUGAUGUAUGCAAAAUAUGCAACAGGGGAAAAUACAGUCUUUGUAGAUACCAAGAAGUUGCCUAUAAUCAAGAAGAAAGUGAGGAAGUUGGAAGAUCAGAACGAGUAUGAAUCCCGCAGCCUUUGGAAGGAUGUCACUUUCAACUUAAAAAUCAGAGACAUUGAUGCAGCAACUGAAGCAAAGCACAGGCUUGAAGAAAGACAAAGAGCAGAAGCCCGAGAAAGGAAGGAGAAGGAAAUUCAGUGGGAGACAAGGUUAUUUCAUGAAGAUGGAGAAUGCUGGGUUUAUGAUGAACCGUUACUGAAACGUCUUGGUGCUGCCAAGCAUUAGGUUGGAAAAUGCAAAGUUUAUACCUGAUGAUCAGGGCAGUAGGCAUAAUUCAGCAACAAACAAUCUUCCUUUGGGAGAAACCUGUUCACUCCCUUCUAAUUACAGUGGUUCCUAUCUCAGGGAUACUGGACUUUCUGACGCAGAUGAACAAUUAAGGGGAAAAGCUUCCCUUUUCCCUCUGUGGCAGUUACGAUUUUGACUUCAGUCCUGAGAAAAACUUCAGGUUUUGAAAACCAGAUGUCUUCUCCUUUUCCAAACAAACACCACACGUUGAAAGCAUUUAUAAAUCCAAGUCUGAAACUCUGCGCUCUAAUACUGCUGUUAAGAUAUACAACCUGUUUCUUCAUAUAAUCUCGGGAUACAUACACACACAUAUACGCACACACACACAUAUAUAUAUACACACACAUACAUAUAUAUAAAUAUACCUGAUGCCAGAUUUUUUCAUAUUCUGCCUACUGUAAAUAUGGGUUCCUGAGUUGUUUUAGAAAAUUAGCGCAAUGUAUUAAAAUCAAGUGUUAGGAAAUUUCAUGGUCUUACCUACAAUAACUUUUAUUUUGGAAUUGAACUAUUAUUAAAUUGUAUCUAAUCCUGGAUUACAGUUUAAUUAAUUAUUCUUAGUGCUUAAGGCUUCAUAAAGUAAUUUUUCCAAACUUUUUUUUAAAAA
Symphalangus syndactylus (siamang) is the source of this 3264-nucleotide messenger RNA. It is a transcript of the gene OSBPL9, whose product is annotated as oxysterol binding protein like 9. Gene Ontology annotation, molecular function: sterol binding. The record is from RefSeq and is a predicted model, not a curated record. Lineage: Eukaryota; Metazoa; Chordata; Mammalia; Primates; Hylobatidae. Gene Ontology annotation, cellular component: Golgi apparatus; membrane; cytosol.